Molecule: messenger RNA, 1917 nt
Organism: Doryrhamphus excisus (bluestripe pipefish)
Lineage: Eukaryota; Metazoa; Chordata; Actinopteri; Syngnathiformes; Syngnathidae
Source: RefSeq, a predicted model, not a curated record
AGCUUUUAAAAAUUAUUUUUUUUCUAGAAUACCAUGACUUUAUUCAAGUGUUUGGCUUCUUACGUUUACAAAAAAUAACUUUGAGGCUAACUAGGCUAGCUAGGCUAACUAGCUAGCGAGCUAACCAGUUAGCCAGUGGUUAACUAGCUAGCUCGCAGGAUCAUGGGUUUAGACCGUGAGACAGGUUAGUUUUUUUCAGUAAUUGAAUUUAGUUUUGUUUCUCAUAAUAUUAUGACUGUUUUUCCUUAAUAUUUCAACCUGAAGCUUUUAAAAAUGAUUUUUUUUCCCAGAAUAUCGUGACUUUAUUCAAGUGUUAGCCAGUUAGCCCUAGCUAGCAAGGAACGUGAGCUGGGUUUAGACCGUCGUGAGAAGAAAUUCGUUGCCUGAGAGACGGCUGUAUUUGGAUCACUUUAUGCAUCUCCAGAGAGGACUGCAGUGGAAGUCUUUUGAUGAUGUCGCCGUAUGCUGAUGCUGAGGCCGCAUGUGCGCGCACGUGAGCUGCUCCCCCUCCCAUCAAGGCCGGACCGACCGCCGCCCACCCCCUCCCUUCUGUUUCCUCCUCAAAGCCCCGGCCCGCCAGCUGGACUCGUAUCACGGUCCACAAGCCAACACGUCGUCUGGGAAUGAUGAUGCGCGGGCUCCUGGAGAGCAGCUGGAGGAGGUUCGGCCCAGCGGGCCGGGGAUCGUACGACUGGGUCACGACGGCACCUUCAGGCCAGGACAAGCAGGGUUUCAACUGGAACGACCUGGGAGAGGACAGGAAGUACGAGCUGCUGGUCUACGUGGUCCUCCCCGUGGUGUCAGUGCUCCUGCUGGCCCUGGUGGCCAUCUUGGUGUACCGCCGCUGCUCACGCUCCAAGCUGGGCCUGGCCAGUAUCAUCGCUCUGGACCUGCAGGACGCCGAGAGCAGCGCAGAGUUCCUGUCCUCGCUGACCCGCAACGCCGAGCGCCACGCCAGCACCAGCUCCACCGGCUCUGACGGCGUCUUCGUCAUGGUGUACCUCCCCCCACCUUAUGAAGAGACCCUCACCAAGAUCACCCGGGCCGCCAGCCUCAGCAGCUCCAAGGACGCAGAGUCCAUCAAGAUUGAGGACCUGGAGGCCAAGCUGUGCCCGGAGAUCAGGUCCAGCGGUCGCUACGUGUGAUCAGACACUCGUCUCUCUCUCUCUUUUUUAAAGCUUGUCAACAAAGUUGAAUCAGUUUAACCUUUGACCCCACUUUUGGUUUCAUGUUAGCCUGAUUCCUCGCAGUGAUCCAGUGAGCUAGCUGCUCAGAACCACACUUACACCCCACUGUACACGGGACCAAGCCAACAUUGACCCCGAACGCUGCUCUGGAAGAAUGCUGGUCACCUUUUGGCAUCCGUCCUGUCAAUCCGGAGUCAGAAGUCCAGUUUCCACCAAGCAGCACACCUUCUGGUCCAUACCGUAUUGUAAUGUACCAUAAUAUAACGUAAUAUACCAUAGUGCAUCAGCACGUACCACAAAUUAAUGUACCAUUGUGUACUAGUGUGUGCCACUUUUGGCAUGCUUGAAGUGUUAGGAUGGAGCUAGAUGUUGAGAUUCCAUUCCACAAUGGGAACAAGACUCAAACCAAGAACAAUGUCCUCCAUUGUUGUCCUUAGACUCUGUCCAUGCGAUGAUGUCACUGUGCUAAUGUAGCUGACCCCACCUAGACACACACACACACACACGACAAAUCUACACUUGGACUUUCUAACCAUAAAGGGCUUGAUGGAAACACGGCUGUAUUUUUUUGAUUGUGGUGUUCUACCGCCCUCUGGUGUCCGUCAUUGACUGUCAUAAAAAUACUGUAAAUGUUACUCAAGCAACAUCAAGAUGUUCCUUUUUUUGCAACAGACAUUUAUAAAUACAGAAAAUAAUAUUAAAUAACAAUAAAGGGAAGCAUUAGUCUGCA